Danio rerio (zebrafish) is the source of this 1367-nucleotide messenger RNA. It is a transcript of the gene cdk1, whose product is annotated as cyclin dependent kinase 1. Gene Ontology annotation, cellular component: centrosome; nucleus. Gene Ontology annotation, biological process: chromatin remodeling; regulation of transcription by RNA polymerase II. Gene Ontology annotation, molecular function: nucleotide binding; kinase activity; transferase activity. Lineage: Eukaryota; Metazoa; Chordata; Actinopteri; Cypriniformes; Danionidae. The record is from RefSeq and is marked provisional.
CACACACACACAACAUCCGCAAGCUUUUUCAUUCCUCUAAAAUUUCGAGAACUCUGUUGGACGUAGGACAGUUUGAUAUUCAUCCAUAUUAGAUAUAGUUACAGAAAAGAGUGUUUGGGGAAAAUGGAUGACUAUCUGAAGAUAGAGAAAAUUGGUGAAGGUACGUAUGGUGUAGUAUAUAAGGGCAGGAAUAAAACCACAGGACAGGUGGUGGCGAUGAAGAAGAUCCGUCUGGAGAGUGAGGAGGAAGGCGUUCCCAGCACUGCUGUCAGAGAAAUCUCCCUCCUCAAGGAGCUCCAGCACCCAAACGUUGUACGCCUGCUAGAUGUGCUGAUGCAGGAAUCCAAAUUAUAUCUAGUUUUUGAGUUUCUGUCCAUGGAUCUGAAGAAAUAUUUGGACUCCAUCCCAUCAGGCGAAUUCAUGGAUCCUAUGUUGGUCAAGAGUUACCUUUAUCAGAUCCUGGAGGGGAUUCUGUUCUGCCACUGUCGCAGGGUUCUGCAUCGAGACCUGAAGCCCCAGAACCUGCUUAUCGACAAUAAAGGUGUAAUUAAACUGGCAGAUUUCGGCUUAGCCCGUGCCUUUGGGGUCCCAGUAAGAGUCUAUACUCAUGAGGUGGUCACUCUGUGGUACAGAGCUCCAGAAGUGCUGCUGGGGGCUUCACGCUAUUCCACACCUGUAGAUCUCUGGAGUAUUGGCACCAUCUUUGCUGAACUCGCCACCAAGAAACCUCUCUUCCAUGGAGACUCCGAAAUAGACCAACUCUUUAGGAUCUUCAGGACUCUGGGGACCCCUAACAAUGAGGUCUGGCCAGAUGUUGAGUCUCUGCCAGACUAUAAGAAUACCUUCCCAAAGUGGAAAUCUGGGAAUCUGGCCAACACUGUGAAAAACCUGGACAAGAACGGCAUCGACCUUCUCAUGAAAAUGCUGAUUUAUGACCCCCCUAAGAGGAUUUCGGCACGACAAGCAAUGACACAUCCGUAUUUUGACGAUUUGGAUAAGAGCAGUCUUCCAGCCAGCAACCUCAAGAUAUAAACACAUACACAUGCAUACUAAAGCAAGCAAUGUGAGCGUAGGGCUCACGGUGAAUUCUGGGAGUUCAGAGAGCCCGGAGAUGUAGAUUUACUCCUCCAACCUGCAGUAAUGCAAUCCGAGUCUUUUGACACGCAAUAAUCAACCUUCAGUUUGUUUGUUUGUCAACUGGGUGGUUUUUCCUAAUUUUGUUUGUUUUUUUGUAUGUCUUUUUCUAUCCUGUUAUAUGUUACAUAAUACCCCUUGUAAAUAAAACGUGUAUUUUUUGUCGACCUGAAGUGGUAUAUAAAAAGAAUAAAUUAAGGUGUUCCCAAUUAAGAGCACUUUGUAGGAUCCCA